Messenger RNA from Nyctereutes procyonoides (raccoon dog), 1505 nucleotides. It is a transcript of the gene NPL, whose product is annotated as N-acetylneuraminate pyruvate lyase. The record is from RefSeq and is a predicted model, not a curated record. Gene Ontology annotation, molecular function: 4-hydroxy-tetrahydrodipicolinate synthase activity; N-acetylneuraminate lyase activity. The coding region runs from base 142 to 1104 and encodes 320 amino acids. Lineage: Eukaryota; Metazoa; Chordata; Mammalia; Carnivora; Canidae. Gene Ontology annotation, biological process: N-acetylneuraminate catabolic process; carbohydrate metabolic process. The transcript is spliced from 13 exons.
AGGGGAGGGGAGGGGCGCGGCGGCGCGGGGAGAGGCGCGGCGGGGAGCGGCGGACGGGCGCGCGGCGGGAGUGAGAACGAAAGCACAGAGAAGGUGAAUAACAGUUCCAGGGGCGCCCCGCUGACUUUUUUCAGCAGCUCAAUGGCUUCCCCGAAGAAGAAGCUUCAAGGUCUUGUUGCUGCAACCAUCACACCAAUGACUGAGCAUGGAGAAAUCAACUUUUCAGUCAUUGGUCAGUAUGUGGAUUAUCUUGUGGAAGAACAGGGAGUGAAGAAUAUUUUUGUGAAUGGCACAACGGGAGAAGGCCUGUCCCUGAGUGUCUCAGAGCGUCGCCGGGUGGCAGAGGAGUGGGUGACAAAAGGGCGGAACAAGUUGGAUCAAGUAGUGAUUCACGUAGGAGCCCUGAGCUUGAAAGAGUCACAAGAACUGGCCCGACAUGCAGCAGAAAUUGGAGCCGAUGGCAUCGCUGUCAUUGCACCUUUCUUUCUCAAGCCAUGGAACAAAGAUGUCUUGAUUAAUUUCCUAAAGGAGGUGGCUGCUGCCGCCCCAGCAUUGCCAUUUUAUUACUAUCACAUUCCGGCCUUGACAGGAGUAAAGAUUCGUGCCGAGGAGUUGUUGGAUGGGAUUCAGGAUAAGAUCCCCACCUUCCAAGGGCUGAAGUUCAGUGACACAGAUCUCUUAGACUUCGGGCAGUGUGUUGAUCAGAAUCGCCAGCGACAGUUUGCUUUCCUUUUUGGGGUGGAUGAGCAACUAUUAAGUGCCCUGGUGAUGGGAGCCACCGGAGCAGUGGGCAGUACCUAUAACUACCUGGGAAAAAAGACAAGCCAGAUGUUGGAGGCUUUUGAACAAAAGGACUUCUCUUCAGCCCUGAACCAUCAGUUUUGUAUUCAGAGAUUCAUCAACUUUGUGCUCAAACUAGGUUUUGGAGUGUCGCAGACCAAAGCCAUCAUGACUCUGGUCUCUGGGAUUCCAAUGGGCCCACCCCGGCCUCCACUGCAGAAAGCCUCCGGGGAGUUUAUUGAUAAUGCAAAAGCGAAGCUGAAGAGCCUGGAUUUCCUUCUUUCCACUGAUUUAAAGGAUGGAAACUUUGAAUCCUGUAGCUAGUGCCUCUCUCAUCAAAUCAGAGUGUGUACCUUGAAUAGUGCAUUCAUUUCUCAGAGACUUCUAGGUGAACUAAACUCUUAUCUAGCAAAUGAAAUCUCACCUCAAUCAACAAGUGUUUAAGUAUCUUCUGUGAUCCUAAAAAUGUUUUAUUUUGUGAAGGGGCAAAAACUGUAAAAGGAAUCAUGAGCUCUGAGUCAUUCAAUAUUUCACAAAGUUUUUGUGGAGAAAUUUCUACUUAUAUGGAUGAAAUGGAAUCAAGAGGAAAAUUAUAAUGAUUCAUUCUAUCUGCCUUUAGGAGCUUUCAUUAUUUUGAUUUCUGAUUCUUAAUCCUAUUUUAAAAUUCUCUAAUUUUAAACCAUUAUAAUGUACUUUCAUUUUAAUAAAUAUUCAUUUGGACUCUA